Xenopus laevis (African clawed frog) is the source of this 1631-nucleotide messenger RNA. It is a transcript of the gene cfap119.S, whose product is annotated as coiled-coil domain containing 189 S homeolog. The transcript is spliced from 11 exons. Bases 67 to 1026 code for a protein of 319 amino acids. The record is from RefSeq and is a predicted model, not a curated record. NCBI's taxonomy places the organism in Eukaryota, Metazoa, Chordata, Amphibia, Anura, Pipidae.
AGGCGAUUGGUCAGCGGCUGGUUGUCGUGGAGAUAGGACGCUGAGAAGAGUGAAAGGAUAGAAGUAAUGUCCGGACGGUUCGAAUCCCUGAGGCCCGGAGCCGAGGUGCUACUGUCGGUGAAAAAGAGAAAACCACAAAUCUGCCUCUGGAGGGAUGUAACCAUGCACGAUGUAGAGACCUUGGAGAAAGCAAAGAGUGUGGAUGAGAUUCACAGGACUCUCUCCCUGUUACUGCAUCUGGACUGCAAUUCUUCCGACCCCCGUGCCUCAGUGAUAUUGGACCUGUACUAUUAUACUGUGAGCUUCUGCCAGGACUGUGCCUUUAACAGAGAGCAGACGUCCAGUCUCUUCUCUAUUGUAAUGGAAACUCACGCCUCUUGCACAGAUUCCCCUUUGAGCACCAUAGAUACGUGUUACCAGUACUUCAAGGAAUUACUUCUGUGCCACUCAGUCCAUCGGCCUCCAUUCAGCGUGGAACUCUUCACUCCGCAGCAGAUUCUCCAAAUAUCCACUUACAUGAUGAACACUUACUUCCGCCACUUCAAACUCUAUAAAUACGUCUUCACACCUCAGGUGCAUCUGGAUCUCUCCAUCUCAUAUGAAGGAAUGACGGAGCCUGAAGUAGCACCAGAGGGAGAGCAAGAGUCUCCGAGGCCCGGCAUUAUCAGUGAGGCAACUGCUUUAGAAGAGAAGGGAGAAACGAGUGCAGACGCUGAUGAGCCUCCAAAACCCGAUGAAAGCAGCAAGGAGAUGACUUUGGAGAAGCAGAAACAACCCAAAGAAGAUGGUGAGACCCCACUCCGUCAGUAUAUAGAGCAGAGCCUGGGUGUGGAGGUAGAGCGACUUCGCAGUGAGGUGGAGAAGAACCUGAGACUGAAUGAAGAGCUGAUUCAAGAAAAACUGGGGGAGCAGCAGAAUUCCAGAGUCAAAUCUCCUGGGGAAAAGCAACAGAACAAAAGGGUCUCUUUGAAACGGCAAGUUUUUGGCUGUCCGAGAAUUCCGAGGAGCCACAUUUUGGAAAACUGACACCAGGCGCGUCGUAAGACUAAUGACUAGGACGGUAAUGUGUGGUUCUGUUAAAUACAAAGUUUCCUUUCUGAUCUACACAUAUCAACAUAUACACACAAGCAUAUUUAAAUAGAUAAGAAGUUAAUAAAAAGGCGGCCUCCUGUUGGGUCAUUCAGCCACGGCCAAUAUGUAGGACAAGCAGAUGAGCAGAAGAGGAAAAAACACCAGGGUUCCCACACAUAGGCCAAUACUGAGUAGAGACAGACGUCGAGAUCUUCUAGAGAGAUAUCUGGACGACUGCUGGUUUUCUUCAUGUUCUGCCUGUAAAAUGCAAGACAAAGCAACAAGUCAAGAACUGAGACUCCAAACCCAUUCCCCAAAUUUUGGCCCCAGAGUUGUUCAUGGACCACUUGAGUAGGUUCUGCAUGAGAAGUCCAGGCCAGGCUUCUAGCAAAGUCAUAAGUCUUUUAAUAGACAACCAACUGUCCAGAUCACUACAUGGUGGAUCCAAUAAUCAGAACCUGUUUAAUCCCAGAAAAUUCUAUGCAAAUUCAGAUCAGUAUCCAGGAUAGACCCUUGGAAGCACAGUAGGCCAAAAAUAACAGCCCAUGGAAUGAAAGAAC